AUGAAGGCAGGCCAGCCAGACGACAUUUCGGAAUUUCAGUGUUGUGUUUUCUUGAAGCGACACCCAACACCAAAUCGUCAAAGGAAGCCUCAGCGCUACUCUGACGCACUUGACUUUUCACUCGUUGCGGGGGAGAGAUUUGUUGUGCCUCGCCUCUACGCAGCCAGUCAGUCUCUUUCCAGAAUAAAAAACACGGAAACUAACCUUAGAGACGGCAACAUGUUGAUGUUGUUGAUGACGGGUGUCUUGGACUCGUUUGCGCGCCAACUCGAUGAAGAGAAUGCUGAAAGCGGAAUAGGCCGACAAUCACAGCUUCUCGGGAGACACAAGAACCUACAGCCCGUCUUUCGGGGGUGUCGGCGACAUGGCAACAUGGUCGCUGAGAAAGCGAGGUCCGAUCGCCUUUUUGGCGCCCGGCAGCGUCUCGAAGGCCAUAAAACCCUAUGGGCACAGCAAAUUUGUCUCCGUACCUCUGCGAUUGUGUUCCACUCCCCUCGCUCUUCUCAAGUUGCAACCAUGGCGAUGCGUUCUCCUCGUCUCGAUUCAACCCCUGGCACGGCCGAGCUCGCCAUCUUGCAAGUCUGCAAGUACGCCAGAGACCCGCUUAUUGUCUGGCUGUCUGAUACUCGUAAGCCCGUGACCAAAACAGAGGCUCGUAUAGGAGACCUUCAGACGACCUUCCACUCGGCGAGAGGAAGAAACCGGGGUCAAAGGGUCAUGGGGUCGCCAUUCUGCGCAAGGUCGAGUAGCCCCAGGCUCCUGUCAACAAUUUGCAACAGUCGCAGCCAUUACGUUGGUUCGUUUCUACCCUCUUGUCGGUUGGCCAGACCAAAGUGA
This is a messenger RNA of Protopolystoma xenopodis, 837 nucleotides long. The record is from the annotation of a GenBank genome assembly. NCBI's taxonomy places the organism in Eukaryota, Metazoa, Platyhelminthes, Monogenea, Polystomatidea, Polystomatidae.